Messenger RNA from Lodderomyces orthopsilosis Co 90-125, 774 nucleotides. RefSeq lists its product as uncharacterized. Gene Ontology annotation, cellular component: cytoplasm; nucleus. The coding region runs from base 1 to 774 and encodes 257 amino acids. The record is from RefSeq and is a predicted model, not a curated record. The transcript has a single exon. NCBI's taxonomy places the organism in Eukaryota, Fungi, Ascomycota, Pichiomycetes, Serinales, Debaryomycetaceae. Gene Ontology annotation, molecular function: RNA binding; RNA endonuclease activity; sequence-specific DNA binding.
AUGAAUAUAGAGGAACAGAUCUUCAUUCCAGCAAGGGACCACCUACGGGUAAAACAAGAUGAGAGGGAAACGGUAAUUCGAUCAUGUCGAGAAAUAACAAGUUACUCAAAAAAGGCAAUAUUUACACUACAUCGAUCAGUCCUGGAUGACGUUGUCACCAAAGAAUUGACUCAAUAUUUGACAGUAAUCAGUGAACACCUACGUAAAGUGAACUCCAUAUAUGUGAACAAUUAUUAUUUGCGUGGCUCAAUUCUGGGUGCUGUUGAAGAAUUGAUUGAAUUUUUCACAUUUGGGUACUACAAAAGAACUGGUGGGUUAAUCAAAUAUGAAUUGUUUGUGCAAUUGAUAAAUCUUGUGGCGGACGGGAAUGUUGAUGUAGUUGUGAGAUACUUAUUACAUCCAGAAACAGAACUACCUAAGAAGGAAACCUCCCCAAUUGAGUUUAUUGACAAGUCUGAUUAUAUUAUGGGAUUGUUUGAUUGCACCGGUGAAAUAAUGAGGAUGGUGAUCCUGCAGUCAUCGGACACUUCAGGUGAGUUUCAAAUGACAAAGACAUUGCAAAAUUACAACUUCCUAAAGGACUUGCAUGAACAGUAUAUCAUAUUAACUACAUAUUACCCCGGAAUAUCCAUCCAUCACGGCGCUUUCGACGACUCUUUGAAUCUGAAGGGCAAUUACUCGUUCAAAAAGAAGCUACAAGUCCUUGAAUCAUCACUUAGCAAGAUACAAAACACGCUACUUGAUAUUCUCAUCAGUGAUAAAGAGAUUCUAUAG